Messenger RNA from Meriones unguiculatus (Mongolian gerbil), 4317 nucleotides. Its product is annotated as probable transmembrane reductase CYB561D1. The transcript has 3 exons. Lineage: Eukaryota; Metazoa; Chordata; Mammalia; Rodentia; Muridae. The coding region runs from base 1 to 690 and encodes 229 amino acids. The record is from RefSeq and is a predicted model, not a curated record. Gene Ontology annotation, molecular function: transmembrane monodehydroascorbate reductase activity.
AUGCAUCUCAUGGAGGUAGGUCUGGUUCCCGCUCCAGCGAGGGAGCCGAGACUGACCCGCUGGCUGCGGAGAGGCAGCGGGAUCUUGGCGCACCUGAUAGCUUUGGGCUUCACCAUCUUUCUGACUGUGCUGUCCCGGCCAGGAACCAGUCUUUUCUCCUGGCACCCUGUGUUCAUGGCCUUGGCGUUCUGUCUCUGCAUGGCUGAAGCUAUCUUACUCUUCUCACCUGAGCACUCGCUGUUUUUCUUCUGCUCUCCAAAGACCCGGAUUCGACUCCACUGGGCAGGGCAGUCCACGGCCAUCCUCUGUGCUGCCCUAGGCUUGGGCUUCAUCAUUUCUAGCAAGAUCCGCAGUGAGCUAUCCCAUCUGGUGUCCUGGCACAGCUGGAUAGGAGUUCUGACACUGUUGGCCACUGGGGCACAGGCACUGUGUGGGCUCGGCCUCCUCUGUCCACGGGCAGCCCGUGUCUCGAGGGUGGCUCGCCUCAAGCUCUACCAUCUGACGUGUGGCCUGGUUGUCUACCUGAUGGCUACAAUGACUGUGCUCUUGGGCAUGUACUCAGUGUGGUUUCAGGCACAGAUCAAAGGUGCAGCCUGGUACCUGUGCAUGAUCCUGCCUAUGUACCCAGCCCUGGUGAUUAUGCACCAGAUCUCCAGCUCCUACUUGCCAAGGAAGAAAGUGGAAAUAUGAAUGCCUCCGAACUCUGAAUCUAAGUGGGAUUCCUGCCUUGGAUUUCAGCAGUUCCUUGGUGAUCUUCAUGGGACCCACUUCAGAAGCAGACAAAUAUCUGUACUUCAUGGCCAAGCCACAGGGUGCAGACACCCUAGCUGCUACUGCUAAGGCAUGAUCCAGUGGGCUUAACUGGGGGAAUGUACUACUAGGUGCAAGUGGAAGGUUAUGGAGAACCUGGAGCCUCACUCUUGAUGAGAGACAGAAGUAUUAGGUGGUAGUGGUGGUGGUGAUGAUGGUGGUGGAAGUAAUUUCUUCUGAGGAAGAGUUCUGUGGGUUAUGAAUGACAGCUGCAGAUAUGUGGGUCCCUUUUGAGAAAGCAGAACUAUGUAGAGCCCAUGAUCUCUUAGGCUGUGUUGUACAGUCAACUUUAGAAAAGUUCCAUAUCCCAGGAUCUGAGUUUCCUCAUCUGAAAGUCCCUUAUCUUUAACAUUCAGUGUCUGGGAGAUUGGUGUCACUGAAUAUGCUCUUAGCCGCGAACCCUGUGGACAGCUCAGGAUGUAAUUCUUUCAUCCAUCCUCCCUUUACUCUCAUGGAAGGAUAUAUCUGCACUUGUGCCCUUCAGAAAUCAUGCUUACUUGGCUUCUGAGCCAAGAAACAAGGACCACAAAUGGUGGAGAAAAGGGACCCAGGUGAGGGUUUCCUGGACAGUAAGAUAGUAAAGGCACUGAAGUCACUUUAAAGUUCUUUGGAAGAACAGAAGGGCAUUGGCCUUAACCAAGCCCUUGACUCUUGAGCUCCUCCUUAGCUCAGCUAAGAGCUUCCUUCAGGCUACCUCUGGGUCUAGACUAUCGGUAGAAUAUGGGUAUGUUCCUGACAUUCAUUCUCAGGGCGGAGUAAUCCUGGGCAUUUUACACUUUGCCCUUAGGGUGAAGAGUGUUUACUCAGCACAUUGCUCCACAGAACUAUUAUGAAGCUUUUAGAGUAAAAUAAAAACCAAGGAGUAGGACCCUCUUGAUCCAAAGAAAAGUGUCUCCCUGGCUGCCCUUCUUGUCAUUUAAGUUUUCCUUAGUUGUUUCCUGGCAGCUCCUUGGCCUAAGAGUAGGAUGAUUUUGGUACCAACUGGGCUGUCUUCCCUGCCGAGAUACCUCCUUGGUCCAACUGAGUUCCCCAGAGCAUCCUUGGUUUUCAGGGCAGGAUAUCAAACUAGUUAGGUGUGGUGUGGUUCAUUCUUGGAGAUGAGCCCCCUCUAUAGAUCCUAGUAAGGACUGGAGACUGCUGGGCCAGGAGAAGUACCCAUGGAGCUUUCUAACUGGGAGAUACAGCACAUCUGAAACUCUGGGAGGCCUGCAGUGUAGGGGUUGGAGCUCCAGUUCCAGAGACAUGGGAAAGGUGUCUGUUGCAUGACUCAGGUCCUCUGAAGAUUUAAGGCCUCGUCUCCACGUGGCUUAGAAACAAGGCAGGUGGCAUUCAAUAGUGCAGGAAUGAGAACUAUGGGACAGUAUUCUCACUGGACCUCACCAUGCUUUUCCUCGGGAAGCUCUAGCAUCACUCAUAAGCUCUCUAAAUACAGCUCACUGAACAGAGGCCCUUGCAGUGCAGAGGGGAACUGUUCUUGUCUUUUUCAAUGCCCUCUCUCCCUCUCAAGCUAUCCAGUGUACUGUGAACUUGGAAGGAAUGGCUAAUGGGCCACACCUAGAGAUUCUCACUAGGGUGGCUUUGAUGUCAGGCUCCCAUCUUCUUCCCUCAUCAAGGCCAGUGCCGGGAAGUUGCGGGGGGGGAGGGGGCGCACCUCCUCAGGCUGGGCCAGGUAGGGUUCAGCAGCUUGCUCUCAGAGCAGAGAGGCAAUGCCGGAAUGCCUGAGCCUGUCUGAGGUGUUGCCUCCUCCCAGGUGGUGCGGGGGCUGGUGGGCGGGCAAGCAGGCGUGCUGACAGCCGGCAGUUUGCGUGGGCUGUGCCAUCUGAUGUCUAUUCCCAGCCCCGGGAGGAAGGGAGUCAUUUAUAUUCUGCAGGAAGAAGGGACCCAGCUGUCGCUUUCUCUGACCAGUGGGCCCGGAGGGCAUCCAUGCACAGCAGAGAGGAGGACAGAGGUAGUGGUGGUCUCCUGCUUAGGGAUCUCACCUUAGCAUAGGGAGCAGGGCAACAGGAGGAGCCCUUCUUCCUGUUAGACCAGAUUGGGGGUGGGGAAGAUUUCCUCCCCUCCCGUCUUUCCAUUUUUCUAUCUGCCACCUGCCCUCACAUCCUGGGGCAGCAGCUGGACAACCAUUAGACCGCAGUGCCAGGGAUUUCUUCCUCCAGCUGGGAUCUGUGGCUGCCGGCUGCAUCCGCCUCCUGGCUGUGUGCUCCCUCUUCCCCACACCGUCUGCCCCUUCCUUUUGUGUCUUCCAAUGUGUGGAUACUACCUGGGCUUCUCAGCAGCAAGGCAAGGACCUGAGGGGGAGACACAAAUGGCUAUCCCAUGCCCAUGGUUGCUUGACUAGGGAAAGCUGGUAAUCAGCCUGUUUUGCUUUUUAAAAGGGAAGGGAACACUCAGGAUGCUCAAGAUUUAAAAAAUCGCCCAUAAUUUGCACAAAUUUCCAUAUCAUGCUAAGUCCUGAUUCCAUAGUUGAUUGUGUUCCAAGCUUGAUUAUACUCAGACUCAACCUUGAAGGCAUUAGAUAGUUUUGUAUCAAACCCAAAUGGUAAUGGGCUUAGUGGUUGAAGUCCUCUCAGGAGCCCUUUGUUCCUGUAUCCUCCCUUUCCUUUUGGGUCCCAUUGGGGUUGGGGGUGGCAGUGAAUGACUGACAGGAGCUCAGCAUCUGAGAACUCUUGUUUUUCUCUCUGGCUGUCAUCCUCAUCCAAGAUAGGCUGCUAUCACUUGCCAGCCUAUAUUUGCUCUCCCCCUCUCAACGCAGGUGACACUUCUUCCAUGACACUGGCCUGCCCUAUCUCUCACUGUCCCCACCUUUCCACCCCCAUGCAUGGCGGCUGUGGGUCUUAUUUUUCAAACCUCACUGUGGGAGAUCCAGGCAUCCUCCCUGAGCCAGCUGGCUGCUGUGCCAAGACCUGUUCAGAGUUAAUAAUAAUCAUUAGUUGAAUGGUGCUGGGGCCUUUCAGCUCCAGAUCUCUAAGCACUUGCAGGCUGAGUCAGCCAGCCUUCACCUUCCCCCUCUGCCUGGGCUUUGGAGUGUAACAGCAUGGGAAGGCACUGUGGGAGAAGAGGGAAUCAGGAUUCUUGUUGCCUGGCUAUGUAGCUUUUCUCCUCUGAGAGUAAACAGUGAGGCCAAGAGACACAGAGAAUACAGUAUACUCAGCUGAGACCACCAUGGCUUUGGUAGCCGAUAACCCCAAACCUCUAGCGUGCCUGCGUACUUGCCUUAGCUUCUGGAAGGGGCACUCCACCUGAAUGCCCUUAAGCAAGUUUGGAGAGCAAGACAGUUUAUGGGUUAGUACCUUCACACUGCCCUUGUCUGUGACUGGCACAGAGAACCCGUGUGUCGUGAACGGGAAGGUGUGUUGGCCUGAACACUGGAAAAGCUGCUUUAUGAGUGUCUCUGUUCCUAACACUGGGUGGCAGAGGCAAACCACUUGCUUCUCAUCCUACCUCACAGGAAUGUUGUGAGAACUUGACCAGAGAACAAGGUUCAAAGCAUUAAACAAAUGGAAAGCA